Gastrolobium bilobum is the source of this 450-nucleotide messenger RNA. Its product is annotated as calmodulin-like. The transcript has 4 exons. The record is from RefSeq and is a predicted model, not a curated record. Gene Ontology annotation, molecular function: enzyme regulator activity; calcium ion binding. Lineage: Eukaryota; Viridiplantae; Streptophyta; Magnoliopsida; Fabales; Fabaceae. Bases 1 to 450 code for a protein of 149 amino acids.
AUGAAGGACGUCCUGAGGGAAGAGCAAAUUGGUGAGUUUCUGGAAGCUUUCUGUCUUUUUGACAAAGAUGGAGAUGGCUGCAUAACCAUCGAAGAAUUAGGCACUGCAAUCAGAUCACUAGAUGAAAAUCCUACGGUAGAAGAGUUGCAAAUUAUGAUGAACGAAGGGGAUAUGAACGGCAACGGAACCAUAGAAUUCGGGGAAUUCUUGAAUCUCAUGGCCAGAAAAAUGAAGGAAACCGAAGCAGAAGAGGAAUUGAAGGAAGCUUUCAGGGUAUUUGACAAAGAUCAAGAUGGUUACAUAUCGCUCAGUGAGUUGAGGUCUGUAAUGAGAACUAUUGGAGAGAAGGUGACAGACGAAGAACUGGAGCAGAUGAUCAAAGAGGCUGAUUUGGAUAGUGACGGUCUCGUUGAUUAUGAAGAGUUCGUGAGGAUGAUGUUGGCUGUUUAA